This is a messenger RNA of Dentiscutata erythropus, 1101 nucleotides long. NCBI's taxonomy places the organism in Eukaryota, Fungi, Glomeromycota, Glomeromycetes, Diversisporales, Gigasporaceae. The record is from the annotation of a GenBank genome assembly.
AUGGGUAUUCAAUGUCUUAUCCAAGUUCUUAAGUCAAUACACACGAAUAUUUCAAUUGCUAAAUAUGCUGGGAGAGCCGUGGGUGUAGAUGCGUACUGUUGGCUUCACAAGGGGAUUCACACGUGUAUAACCGAGCUAGCUAUGAACAAGCCAACUACAAAAUAUGUAGAUUAUUGUAUGAGACGCGUGCAUAUGAUGAAACAAUACAACGUACGUCCUCUCAUCGUUUUUGAUGGUGGGUUUUUACCGGCCAAAAGUAUUACUGAAUCUAUUCGAGAAAAAAAACGUAAAGAAUAUCGCGUGAAAGGACAAGCACUUUAUAAGAAAGGUCAAAUUCAUGAAGCCAUGACAUUUUUAGAGAAAAGCAUUGACAUUACACCUGAGAUGGCAUAUAAAUUCAUUCAAGCUUUACGAGAUGAAAAUGUAGAAUACGUUGUUGCACCUUAUGAGGCCGACGCCCAGUUAGCAUAUCUUGAGAAAGAAAAAAAGAUUGCUGCUAUAAUUACAGAAGAUUCCGAUUUACUUGUAUUUGGCUGCAAAACCGUUAUUUAUAAGAUGGAUUCUAACGGAAAUGGUAUAGAAAUUUCUCGUGAUAAAUUUGGUCAAGUGCAGGAAAUAAACUUGCUUGGUUGGACCGACAAGCAAUUUCGACAUAUGGCAAUGUUAUCAGGUUGCGAUUAUUUGCCGUCAAUUUUUGGUAUAGGACUAAAAUCUGCGUACAAAUAUGUGAGAAAAUAUAAAACCGCUGAAAAGAUAAUAAAAUUGUUGUUGAUGGAUGGUAAAAUAGAGGUUCCACUAGAUUAUUUAUACAAUUUCAGGCGCGCGGAAUUGGCAUUUUUAUACCAGCGCGUAUUUGACAUCGAUACAAAGUGUUUAGUCACAUUAAAUCCUAUCCCUGAAGAUUUGGAUAUCAACCCUGAUACCAACUUCAUUGGACCUGAUCUUGAUUCAGACAUUGCUCUUGGUAUCGCAAUUGGUGAACUUAACCCAUUUACUAAAGAACCAAUCAUAAAUACUUUGAUGACAAAAUUAGUAGUUCAAAAUGGAAUAUCAUGUUUCAAGCAAAGUCAAGAUCAAAAACUAUACGUUGCAGUAAAGUAG